Microthlaspi erraticum is the source of this 2307-nucleotide messenger RNA. Lineage: Eukaryota; Viridiplantae; Streptophyta; Magnoliopsida; Brassicales; Brassicaceae. The record is from the annotation of a GenBank genome assembly.
AUGAAAACAGAAUUACUUUCGCCGAUCUUCUUCUUCUUCUUCUUCUUCUCUUUCCUUGUUCUUGUCUCCUCUGGCCUAAACUCUGAUGGAGUUCUCUUGAUGAACUUUAAGUACUCUGUUCUUCUUGAUCCUCUGUCUUUGCUGCAGUCAUGGAGUUACGACCACGACAGUCCCUGUUCGUGGCGAGGCGUGUUGUGUAAUAACGAUUUUAGAGUUGUGACUCUGUCUCUCCCAAACUCUAAGCUCGUCGGUUCGAUUCCUUCCGAUCUGGGUUUCCUCCAAAACCUCCAAAGUCUCGAUCUUUCCAGCAAUUCGCUCAAUGGGUCGUUGCCGGUUGAGUUUUUCUCCGCCAGUGAGCUCCGGUUUCUGGAUUUAUCAAACAACUUGUUCUCCGGCGAGAUCCCUGCGACGAUCGGCGAUAUGCACAAGCUCCGGACGCUAAAUCUCUCCGAUAAUAUCUUGUCGGGAAAAAUACCGGCCAAUUUGGCGUCUCUUGGUAGCUUAACGGAGAUUUCUCUGAAGAACAACUACUUUUCCGGCGAACUUCCCGGCGGAUGGAGAUCCGUUCAGUUUCUAGACCUCUCUUCAAAUCUAAUCAAUGGAUCACUUCCACCGGAUUUCUCCGGCGACAAUCUCCGGUACCUGAAUAUCUCUUACAACCAAAUCUCCGGCGAAAUUCCUCCGGACGUCGGUGCCGGUUUCCCUCGAAACGCCACCGUCGAUCUCUCCUUCAACAAUCUAACCGGUUCAAUCCCAGACUCUCCGGUUUUCUUUAACCAGAAAUCAAUUUCGUUUUCUGGAAACCCGGGUCUAUGCGGAGGUCCGACCCGAAACCCGUGUACCAUCCCUUCCUCUCCAGCCACCGUCUCCGGCGCCGCCACACCGACGUCUACACCAGCACUCGCAGCUAUACCGAAAUCAAUCGGCUCAAAUUCAGAAACCGACCCGGACGGACCGGGAAACAACAACCAAAAUCCCCGAACCGGGUUAAGACCAGGAGUUGUAAUCGGAAUCGUAGUCGGAGACAUCGCCGGAAUCGCAAUCCUCGCUCUAAUAUUCUUUUACCUCUACAGAUACAAGAAGAACAAUAGCGUGGAGAAGAACACGCAAAGUUUAGAAGCACACGAAGUUAAAGACACAACUUCAUUAUCACCAUCAUCAUCAACAACUUCUUCUUCUUCUCCAGAACAAUCCAACAGAUUCGGUAAAUGGUCAUGUCUACGUAAAGGUCAAGAAACAGAUGAAACCGAGGAAGAAGAAGAAGACGAAGAAAAUCAAAGGCCAGGAGAUGACAAGAAAGGGACAUUGGUGACCAUUGAUGGAGAGAAAGAGCUUGAAGUAGAAACUCUGCUUAAGGCCUCUGCUUACAUUUUAGGAGCAACCGGUUCGAGUAUAAUGUACAAGACGGUUCUUGAGGACGGUACGGUUCUCGCGGUUCGUCGGUUAGGUGAGAACGGUUUGAGUCAACAGCGCCGGUUUAAAGACUUUGAGGCACAUAUCAGAGCCAUUGGGAAAUUGGUUCACCCGAAUUUGGUCCGUCUCCGUGGAUUCUACUGGGGCACCGACGAGAAACUGGUCAUUUACGAUUUUGUCCCUAACGGCAGCCUCGUCAACGCCCGUUACAGGAAAGGAGGGUCGUCGCCGUGCCAUUUACCAUGGGAGACUCGGCUCAAGAUAGCAAAAGGUUUGGCUCGUGGACUUGCGUAUCUCCACGAGAAGAAACAUGUGCACGGUAACUUGAAACCUAGCAACAUACUUUUGGGGCAAGACAUGGAGCCCAAGAUUGGUGACUUCGGGCUUGAAAGGCUUUUAGCUGGAGAUACUAGCUAUAACCGAGCUAGUGGGUCAUCUCGGAUAUUCAGUAGCAAGCGAUCAACAGCAACGUCUACACGUGAUUUCGGACCCACACCAAGCCCAAGUCCAAGUUCGGUUGGGCCUAUAUCGCCCUACUGCGCACCUGAGUCGCUCCGCAACCUCAAACCGAACCCGAAAUGGGAUGUUUUUGGGUUCGGAGUGAUCCUGUUGGAGCUUCUCACAGGGAAAAUAGUGUCUAUAGACGAGGUCGGGCUCGGAAAUGGUCUGACGGUUGAAGACGGAAACCGGGCGUUGAUAAUGGCUGAUGUCGCGAUCCGGUCCGAGUUAGAGGGCAAAGAAGAGUUUUUACUUGGUCUUUUCAAGUUGGGUUAUAGUUGUGCAUCUCAAGUCCCACAAAAGAGACCGACCAUGAAGGAGGCUUUGGUAGUCUUUGAAAGGUUCCCUAUUGGCACUUCGACUAAGUCCCCAUCGUACCAUUACGGACACUAUUAG